Molecule: messenger RNA, 945 nt
Organism: Protopterus annectens (West African lungfish)
Lineage: Eukaryota; Metazoa; Chordata; Ceratodontiformes; Protopteridae
Exons: 7
Coding region: 1-864 (287 amino acids)
Source: RefSeq, a predicted model, not a curated record
AUGGGCCCAGACUUGGUGAGUGCGUUUUAUAAUGCUGAGAAAACCCCAGUGUUGUUUAGUUUAUCCCAGCUUCUCAAUGGCAAGUCAAGAUUUACUUCUGAUCCAGUCAGCCCUGACUUGCAACAAAAUCAAGAAAAAAAUGGUAUUGAGGAGAAACGUGCGCCCUUUGAAGGGAAAGAAGAGCCCGAAGAGGAGAACCUUAAUGGGAUAAAAAGUAAUUUACCCGUAACUCUGAACACUCGAGACCGCGGGCUGCUAUAUUGGAUUACUCAGCUUGGGCCUUUCAAACUUCUGGUUAAUGUGCUUCACAGACUGCGUACCUUGUUCACGGUUCCUAGCUCCAUACAGAAUGUGGGUAUGACUGAUCAUUGUACAGUCUCGCCAGACAGGAGAUCACGUACUGCAAAGAAACGACUUGGGCGCUUCACACGUUUUCUACUGUCUGUUCUGCCAUAUAGGCUGCAGAACUCUUUAGGCUAUCCUGUGCCUAGCAGUAUGGGAAUGACAGAAGUACCAGAUGAUGUAAGACAGUCUCCUACAAAACCAUAUGGUAAAGGGAGCAAGAGAAAACAGGAUGAAACUGAAUCAUCAGAGGAAGAGGAGGAGCAGGAUAACCUAGUAGAAUUCAUAAAGGCUGAACUGCCUGAGGAGGAGGAAGAGGAUGAUCCAUUAUACGAGCCCAGUACCAGCAAGUCCAAUGUGGACAGUGAAGAAUUGUCAAAAAAUGAUACUGAGAGUGACAUUGAAGUUGAAGAAAAAGAUGGCAUUAUCCAGCUGAAGGAAAAUCCAACAACUGUACCAGAGCUGACCGAAGAUCCUACAACUGUAACAGAGAAUCCUGAAGGAACGAUGGAAAAUCAAUGAAGAAAAUUUGUUGUAAAUUGUGUAGUUAGUAAAAUGUUGUGCAAUUUUUUCACUGAAUGAAAUAAAAUGAGUAUCCCUGUG